Molecule: messenger RNA, 1296 nt
Organism: Symbiodinium natans
Lineage: Eukaryota; Dinophyceae; Suessiales; Symbiodiniaceae
Source: the annotation of a GenBank genome assembly
AUGGUUACUGGGCUACUAAGGAUGUCAAGCCAGCAGGUGCUUCCCAAUGCCGUCACCUGCAGCAGCGCCUUGUGUGGGUGUCAAGGGCGCUGGCUGUUGGCUCUGGACCUUCUGGAAGCAUCAGAGCGUUGGGGCAUCUCUCUUGACAUCGUCUCCUACGGGAGUGCCAUGGGCGCCUGUUCGGAAGCCUGGGAACAGGCUCUGAGUCUUCAGCAGUCGUUGCGCGAAAUGCAGCUGCCUUCAAACAUCAUCAGCUACAGCGCCUUGCUCGAGUCCUAUGGCGAGUGGUCAGAGUGGUCUCAGGGUUUGAGCACCCUGCACACUCUUAAGCUCACAGCCACUCUCCCAGACAUGGUCGCCAUGACAUCCGCCAUGCAUGCCUGCGAAGGCCACGGGCGUUGGAGGCACGCGCUCCAGCUUUCCUGCGGCCUGGCGCAGGCGGGAAUCGAGCGAGACCUGCAGAGCUGCGCUGCGGCCUGCGCCGGCAUCCCAUCUUGGGCAAAGGCCUUGCUGGUCCUUCAGCAGGUGGCCGACCUGGAAGAGGCCGAUCCGGCGCUGCUCCUCAACGAGCUGAGGGCGUGUCAGAAGUUCGGCCAGUGGUCGGUGGCCCUCGGCUUAUGGGCAUCCGGGAAGAGCCCAACAGGGACUCUGCCAGCCAACCUCGUCAUCAGCGCCUGCGAGUCGACGGGGGAGUGGGAAAUGGCCCUGGCUUUCCUUGCCUGCAUGCUGGACCAGGCUCUGGAUGUGGAUGUUGUUACUUGCACCAGCAUCAUAAGCGCGUGUGAGGUGAAUGGCCACUGGAAGGAGGUGUUGCGCAUCUUAGACCUUAUGCCCCGACUCCGCGUCAGUGCCAACCAGAUCACGUGGAAUUCGGCCAUCAGCGCCGCAGAGAAGGGCAGUCGCUGGGAAAUGGCCAUGGAGCUCCUCGGACACAUGGCCCACGAGCGCGUGGCAGAUUGCAUCAGCUGCAGCAGCACCAUCAGCGCCUGCCAGAAGGGCCGAGUAUGGCCCCGAGCCCUUGAGGUGCUCCUGUCCAUGCCCAGCCAGUCCUUAAAGCCCGACAGCAUCUGCUGGAGCAGCACGCUGCUGGCGGUCGCCCAGGGGGCCGCUUGGGCAGCUGCCCUGGAGCUCUUGGACUUCAUGCGCCAGGCGCGCACGCAUGAUCUCGUGAGCGUCUGCAGCGGAGCAGAGGCUUGCCACCAGGCGCACGAGCAUCUCCACGUUGCCCGGCUUCUGGCGCCCACCGCGCAGAUGUGCUGUCGGCAACUCUUCGACUCGAGACCGCGAGGACUGUGA